Messenger RNA from Aspergillus oryzae RIB40, 4362 nucleotides. RefSeq names its product DNA-directed DNA polymerase alpha catalytic subunit POL1. The transcript is spliced from 5 exons. The record is from RefSeq and is a predicted model, not a curated record. Gene Ontology annotation, cellular component: alpha DNA polymerase:primase complex. NCBI's taxonomy places the organism in Eukaryota, Fungi, Ascomycota, Eurotiomycetes, Eurotiales, Aspergillaceae. Gene Ontology annotation, molecular function: DNA replication origin binding; single-stranded DNA binding; DNA-directed DNA polymerase activity. The coding region runs from base 1 to 4362 and encodes 1453 amino acids. Gene Ontology annotation, biological process: mitotic DNA replication initiation; lagging strand elongation; DNA replication.
AUGGCAUCUGCCCGAGCAAAGUUGGCGGAGUUGCGUGCUCUGCGCGCUUCAGGAAAGAAACGUAUAUCGACGUAUGAAGUUGAAGAACAGGACGAUAUCUACGAGGAGGUCGACGACGAAGGCUACAAGAAGAUUAUCCGCAACCGGCUUGACGAGGACGAUUUCGUUGUGGACGAUAAUGGCGAAGGAUAUGCCGACGACGGUCGAGAGGACUGGACGGUAGACUACCAUGACAGCGAGAGCGACGACGGCGAUUUACCUGCCAAUGGCAAGGCUGCUAAAAGGAAACGUGAGGAAGAUAAGCAGAGAAAGGAGAAAAUCAAUAAUGGCAUAUCCAAGUAUUUCAACAAGGGGAGCGGCGCAUCUGCCCCGAAGCCGAAACCGGUCGCUACUGCCGAAGAUGAAGCAUUCAUGGCUGAUCUCCUUGGUGAAGUUGAUACCAACGUUGUCUCGAAUCAUGUCCCAACACAAAAUGUGAUCAAGUCUGAAACUCGACGCAAAGUUCGGGUCCUUUCCCCUCCUUUGUCCCAUAGACCACGUCCGCAGAAGAAACAGACGAAAGAUGAGAACAGCGACCCGAUGUCGCCGAUUGGCCAGAAGCCGGACCUGGACCUUGAUAACGAUGACGGGCCUCUCCCGGUGGCAGACGAUGACGACGUUCCCAUGAGCGACCCCAUGCCGUCAUCUCCCGUCAGCAAGGCCGUUGAAAGGAAAACGGCUAUUACUGUAAAAACGGAGGACCCCGACGAAGAAGACAAUGAUUUGAUGGAAAUCGCAGAGGUCACCGGGCAACACGAGGCUAAGACGACAAGCGUCAACAUGGCCGGAAGUCGGCCACCACCCAAGAUCAAAAAAGAGGCCUAUACCACCCCUGCGAACUCUUCUCCAGUGAAAGCGAUGCCAGAUGUUGCAAAUGCUUCGUGGAAUGAUGUGAGGAACAAGCUGAAUGUCCUCAGUAGCCCAGCAUCGGAAACGCGGACGUUCGGAAAACUACGUGCGCAAGAUGUUGUGGAGGAUGAUGGAAGCCUGCGUAUGUUUUGGAUAGACUUUACCGAAGUCAAUGGCAGCCUCUGCUUAUUCGGAAAGGUUAGAAAUAAGCAGACUGGAAACUACGCGAGCGCAUUCGUCAAGGUCGACAAUAUCCUACGAAAACUCUAUUUCCUUCCACGAGAGUAUAGACAUAAGCAUGGCCGGGACACGGACGAAGAAGUGGAUAUGGAAGACGUCUAUAACGAAGUUGAUGGUAUGAUGUCGAGACUCAAGGUUGGGAUGCACAAGAUCAAGCCAUGCACAAGAAAGUAUGCUUUUGAGAUGCCCGGCGUUCCCAAGGAGACCGAAUACUUGAAGUUGCUAUACCCGUAUGAUAAGCCCGCUCUGCCCAUGGAGACCAAGGGAGAGACCUUCUCUCAUGUCUUCGGUACCAACACCUCCUUGUUCGAGCAGUUCGUUCUUUGGAAGAACAUCAUGGGACCCUGUUGGCUCAGGUUUGAAGGAGCAGACUUUUCUGCUGUUAACAACGCCUCAUGGUGCAAGUUCGAAUGCCAAGUCUCGAAACCAGCGCUUAUUUCUCCAGUUCCAGACUCUGAGAACUUAGAGGCACCUCCUCUCACUUUGAUGAGUCUUGCCUUCAGGACGCAAUUGAACGUGAAAGAAAAUAAACAAGAGAUAUUAAUCGCAAGCGCCCGAGUGUACGAAAAUGUUUCUCUUACGGACACAACACCCCCAGAGAAGCUUCCUUGCAAGACUUUCACGGUGAUGCGACCUGUGGGUUCAUCAUACCCCAUGCAUUUCGAAGCUGAAACCAAGAGGCAACGAGGCACGUAUAUCUUGGAGAGGAGCGAGCAAUUCUUACUCAGUAAAUUCUUGGCAUUGUUUGAGAAAAUGGAUCCUGAUGUUCUGAUGGGACAUCAGCUUCAAGAGGUUGACCUUAGCAUCCUGCUCAACCGAUUGAAGGAAAAAAAGACUCCUGGGUGGCAUCGAUUGGGCCGGCUGAAGCGUGGAGAUUGGCCCAAAAAUUUUAACAGGGGCGGAGGUUUCUUCGCCGAGAGACAUCUCAUUGCGGGAAGAUUGAUGUGUGAUGUGGCCAACGACAUGGGCAAGUCCCUCAUGAUGAAAUGCCAAUCGUGGAGUCUGACAGAGAUGUGCAAUCUUUAUCUUGGACCAGGUAAUGUACGGCAGGAACUGGAUGGCGAAGCAGCAUUGAAAACUUGGGCUACCACCAAAGAUGGCCUAAUGAACUUCGUGAACCAUUGCGACACUGAUACCUAUUUUGUUGCCGCAUUGGUGCUGCGACUUCAAAUGCUGCCUCUGACUAAAGUGCUUACCAAUAUUGCUGGUAAUUCUUGGGCACGUACCCUUAGUGGUACACGAGCCGAGCGUAACGAGUACAUUCUACUCCAUGAGUUCCACCGGAAUAAGUAUAUCUGUCCUGAUAAGUACUCUGCCAAGCUACAGAAAGCAGAAGUAAAACUACAGGAUGGCGAUGACGAUGACGCCACGGACAAGAAAAAGAAAGACAAGUACAAAGGUGGUCUCGUUUUCGAACCUGAGAAAGGCCUCUACGAUCGGUUCGUUCUUGUGAUGGACUUUAACAGUUUGUACCCGAGUAUCAUCCAAGAAUACAACAUCUGCUUCACAACAGUGGAGCGGACUGCAACCGUAAGGGUCUUUGCUGAAAAGUCUUGUGGUAAACAGGGAAUCCUCCCACGGCUUAUUGCUACACUUGUCGGCCGUCGACGAGAGGUGAAAAAGUUAAUGAAAGACAAACGCGCAACACCUGAACAGCUUGCACUGUGGGAUACGAAACAAUUGGCCUUCAAGCUGACUGCUAACUCUAUGUAUGGAUGUUUGGGUUACACUCAGAGUCGCUUCUAUGCUCGUCCCCUGGCCAUGCUUACCACGUUCAAAGGUCGUGAGAUUUUAAGAAGCACAAAGGAACUGGCAGAAUCGAAGCAGUUGAGGGUCAUUUACGGUGAUACCGACUCCGUCAUGAUCAACACCAAUAUGGAUACGCUAAGCGACGCGCUGAAGGUCGGAGAGGAAUUCAAGAAAUCUGUGAAUGAAAGAUACCGGCUUUUAGAAAUCGAUAUUGACAAUAUCUUCCGUCGGCUGCUAUUGCAUGCCAAAAAGAAAUACGCCGCUAUAAACAUGACGGAGAUGGAUGGCAAAUAUGUGGACAAGUUGGAAGUCAAGGGUUUGGACAUGAAGAGGCGUGAAUACUGCGCCCUGUCAAAGGAGGUGUCUCAGAGGCUCUUGAAUGAGGUUCUCUCCGGCGAAGACCAAGAGAUCGUCCUCAAUCGGGUCCAUGACUAUCUACGUGACUUGGCCGGGAAGAUGCGAGAAUUCGCCGUUCCCGUCCAGAAAUAUGUCAUUUACACUAAACUCUCUAAACGACCGGAAGAAUAUCCUAACAAGGAGACGAUGCCGCCUGUUCAGGUUGCCCUCCGGGAGCUUGCCCGCGGCAAGUCAGUCCGGCCAAACGAUGUUAUCUCGUACAUUGUGACAAGUGGUGAUUCUGAAACAUCCUCCCUUGCGCCAGCAAAGCGCUCGUACACACUUCAGGAUGUGAUGAAACCCGAUUCAGGGCUCAACCCUGAUAUUGAAUUCUACCUCUUGAAGCAGAUUUUCCCUCCUAUUGAGCGUCUGUGUGCUCCAAUUCCCGGAACUGAUGCGGUUCGACUGGCCGAGUGCCUGGGUCUGGACGUCCGCAAGUAUCAAAUCAAUACUUCUAGCGGUGGAAACCAGCAGAACACGGACAUCUUCCCGCUGGAGUCACAAAUUCCGGAUUCUGUUCGCUUUGAAACUGCCGCAAGACUAACGCUGACAUGUCGGUCCUGUAAAGAGAAAUCAGUUUUCGAAGGGCUUGCAGCAUCAUCCCACAUGUGCAACGCCAAUGGCCUUUUCUGUCCGAAUACUGCUUGCCAAAAACAGUUUACUGUUUUGACAAUCAUCGCACAGCUGGAAAGCCAAAUCCGGGCCCAAACUUCCAAGUACUACGAGGGCUGGCUUGUCUGUGAUGACUCCGCGUGCGGUAACCGAACGCGGCAGAUGAGUGUUUACGGGCAUAGAUGCCUGGGUCCCCGGGGCCACGCUGAAGGCUGUCUUGGUCGGAUGUCCUACGAAUACUCAGAGAAGCAACUUUACAACCAGUUGCUGUACUUUGCUGGACUCUGGGAUGUGGAUAAGGCGCGGGUCGCCGCAGAGAAGGAAGCCAGUGGGGAGAAGAAAGACAGUGUCGUUGCUCUUGCUUCGUUUAACCGCGCACGGUUUGAGACGGUUAAAGGCGUGGUGGACGCGUAUCUAAAGAAGUGCGGGCGGCAAUGGGUUGAAAUGGACAGUCUGUUCCGGUUCAUGCUACCGUAG